UAGCCGGGCGGAGAGGGAGGGAGGGAGAGAGAGAGAGAGAGAGGACCGGAGCCGGGAGUGAGCAGCAGCAGCGGGAGUUACCGCGGCGAGAACCGCUCUGUAAAGUCCGGAGAAGAAGUUUCCCGGAGGCGGACAAUGGAGCAGCAAGAGGCGGCGGCCAAUGGCCAGGAGGACGGGGAGAUGCCGGCUACUGAGAAGGACCUGGCGGAGGACGCUCCUUGGAAGAAGAUCCAGCAGAACACGUUCACCCGCUGGUGUAACGAGCACCUCAAGUGUAUGAACAAGAGGAUCGGGGACCUGCAGAAGGACCUGAGCGAUGGCCUGAAACUGAUCGGAUUGUUAGAGGUACUCAGCCAGAAGAAGAUGUACCGAAAGUACCACUCGCGGCCCAACUUUCGCCAGAUGAAGCUGGAGAAUGUGUCUGUGGCGCUGGAGUUCCUCGACAGAGAGAGGAUUAAACUGGUCUCCAUCGACAGUAAGGCCAUUGUGGAUGGGAACCUGAAGCUGAUCUUGGGCCUGAUUUGGACCCUCAUCCUCCAUUACUCCAUCUCCAUGCCCAUGUGGGAGGAUGAGGAUGAUGAAGAUAUCAAGAAGCAGACUCCCAAGCAGAGGCUGCUGGGGUGGAUUCAGAACAAGAUUCCACAACUUCCAAUCACCAACUUUAACCGGGAUUGGCAGGAUGGCAAGGCACUGGGGGCAUUAGUGGACAACUGUGCCCCAGGUCUGUGCCCUGACUGGUUGGACUGGGACCCAAACCAACCUGUGGACAAUGCCAGGGAGGCCAUGCAGCAGGCUGAUGAUUGGCUGGGAGUCCCUCAGGUGAUUGCUCCUGAAGAGAUUGUGGACCCCAAUGUAGACGAACACUCGGUGAUGACCUACCUCUCCCAGUUCCCCAAAGCAAAGCUCAAACCUGGUGCUCCCCUCAGGACCAAAAUCAACCCCAAGAAAGCUCGUGCUUAUGGACCAGGAAUUGAACCCCAGGGUAACAUGGUCUUAAAACCAGCAGAGUUCACUGUGGAGACGAUUGAUGCCGGUCUUGGGGAGGUUCUAGUCUACGUGGAGGACCCUGAAGGCCAUACUGAAGAGGCGAGAGUGGUCGCAAACAAUGACAAGAAACGUACAUAUUCAGUGUCCUAUAUACCCAAAGUUGCUGGACUUCACAAGGUAACAGUAUUGUUUGCUGGGCAGCAGAUUGACAAAAGUCCUUUCAAUGUUCACAUUGGCAUGGCACUGGGUGAUGCCAAUAAAGUGACUGCCCGAGGGCCUGGCCUGGAACUGAACGGGAAUGUGGCCAAUAAGCCGACGUACUUUGACAUUUACACUGCAGGUGCUGGAUCAGGAGAUGUCGGGGUUGUUAUUGUUGAUCCCCAGGGUCGACGGGACACGGUGGAGGUAAUUCUGGAGGAUAAAGGUGACAGUGUUAUGCGCUGCACCUACAGGCCCCUGCUUGAAGGUCGUCACACCAUCUACGUAACAUUUGCUGGGGCCCAGAUACCCAAGAGCCCUUUCCCUGUCAACAUCUCGGAAGCGUGCAACCCGAAUGCGUGUCGAGCCUCGGGGAGAGGUCUGCAGCCUAAAGGGGUGCGAGUGAAGGAGGUGACAGACUUCAAGGUCUUUACUAAAGGAGCAGGAACUGGAGAGCUGAAGGUCGUCAUCAAAGGACCCAGUGAGUUGGUGGGUCCAUUUGAGGUGGAGGUUGGACCAGAAGCUGGGGCUCAGAAAGUACGAGCCUGGGGACCAGGCCUGGAGACUGGGGUCGUGGGCAAGUCAGCUGAUUUUGUUGUCGAGGCGAUUGGAACCGAAGUUGGGACACUGGGGUUCUCCAUCGAAGGGCCCUCUCAAGCUAAGAUUGAAUGUGAUGAUAAAGGUGAUGGGUCAUGUGAUGUGCGGUACUGGCCCACUGAGCCCGGUGAUUAUGCUGUGCAUGUGAUCUGUGACGAUGAAGACAUUAAGGACAGUCCCUACAUGGCUCACAUCCUCCCUGCAAACAAUGAAUGCUUCCCAGAGAAGGUGAAAGCUUUUGGCCCAGGUUUGGAGCCAACAGGCUGCAUUGUGAACAAACCAGCUGAAUUUACUAUUGAUGCACGGGCAGCAGGCAAGGGUGAACUGAAGAUCUAUGCGCAGGAUGCGGAAGGUGUUCCUAUUGACAUCCAGAUCAAGGACAACCGAGACAACACGUUCAAGUGUGUGUACGUGCCCCGGAAACCCAUCAAACACACCAUCAUCAUCAGCUGGGGUGGUGUCAAUAUCCCCAACAGUCCUUUCAGGGUAUCAGUGGGUGAGGGCUGCCACCCACAGAAAGUGAAAGUCUAUGGACCGGGUGUGGAGAAAACUGGACUCAAGGCUAAUGAGCCAACGUAUUUCACUGUGGAUUGUAGUGAGGCUGGACAAGGUGAUGUGAGCAUUGGCAUUAAGUGUGCCCCAGGAGUCGUGGGACCUGCUGAGGCUGACAUCGAUUUUGACAUCAUUAAGAAUGAUAAUGACACUUUCACUGUGAAGUACACGCCUCCCGGACCAGGACGCUAUACCAUCAUGGUGCUGUUUGCUGACCAGGAAAUUCCUAUCAGCCCAUUCCGUAUUAAGGUGGAGCCAUCGCAUGAUGCUGGAAAGGUCAAGGCUGAAGGCCCUGGGUUGAGUCGGACUGGUGUUGAGGUUGGCAAACCCACUCACUUCACCGUCUACACAAAGGGAGCUGGCAAGGCCGCACUGGACGUCCAGUUCACUGGAGCGGCGAAAGGAGAGGCCGUCCGAGACUUCGAGAUCAUCGAUAACCACGACUACUCCUACACCGUGAAAUACACAGCCGUGCAACAGGGUAACUUGCUGGUGGCAGUGACUUAUGGAGGUGACCAGGUUCCCAAGAGUCCAUUUACUGUCAGUGUGGCUCCGCCUCUCGAUCUGAACAAGGUCAAAGUGCAGGGACUCCACAACAAAGUUGAUGUCGGGAAGGAUCAGGAAUUCAGUGUUAACACUCGAGGUGCAGGAGGUCAGGGCAAGGUUGAUGUGAAAAUCACCUCUCCGUCCCGCCGACCUAUCCCUUGCAAAGUGGAAACAGGUUCUACCAAUGACAUUCACUCUGUGAAGUACAUGCCACCUGAGGAGGGGCCUUACAAAGUGGACAUCAGUUACGAUGGGCACCCAGUACCUGGAAGCCCUUUCACAGUGGAGGGGAUCAUGCCCCCGGACCCCACCAAGGUUCGGGCCUAUGGGCCAGGCCUCAAAGGCGGUGUAGUUGGAAAAGCAGCUCCCUUUGCCAUUGACACUAAGGGUGCUGGCACUGGUGGACUUGGUCUGACUGUAGAAGGUCCUUGUGAAGCAAAGAUUGAGUGCCAAGAUAAUGGUGAUGGUUCCUGCUCUGUCUCGUACCUCCCAACAGAACCUGGUGAAUAUACGGUCAAUAUUCUGUUUGCUGAGGCCCACAUCCCAGGAUCCCCCUUCAAAGCAGACAUCAAACCUCUCUUUGACCCCAGCAAGGUCACAGCCAGUGGUCCAGGGCUGGAGCAUGGUAAAGUGGGCGAAACAGCAACUUUCACUGUGGAUUGUUCCAAGGCAGGGGAUGCUGAGCUGACAAUUGAGAUCAUUUCUGAAUCUGGUGCCAAAGCUGAAGUUCAUAUUCAGAACAACAGUGAUGGGACUUUUGGCAUCACCUACAUUCCACCGUUCCCUGGCAUGUACACCAUAACCAUCAAGUACGGUGGGCAUGCAGUGCCCAAAUUUCCAGCCCGUGUCAGGGUUGAUCCAGCCAUUGACACCACAGGGAUGAAAGUGUUCGGACCAGGAGUUGAGCCUCGUGGUGUCCUCCGGGAGGUUACCACGGAGUUCACUGUAGAUUCUCGGUCUCUUAACAAGACUGGUGGGAACCACAUCAAAGUUCGUAUUGCCAAUCCAUCUGGAGCCAUGACUGACAGCUUCAUUAAGGACAAUGGAGACGGAACAUACCAUGUGGAGUACACUGCCUAUGAAGAUGGAGUGCAUAUGAUCGAAGUACUCUAUGAUGAUGUCCCACUUCCCAAGAGUCCAUUCAGAGUUGGAGUCACUGAAGGAUGUGAUCCAACCCGUGUUCGGGCCUAUGGGCCAGGUCUGGAGGGAGGCCUAGUUAACAAACCCAACCGAUUCACCGUGGAAACCAGGGGAGCAGGUACUGGAGGCCUUGGGCUGGCCAUUGAGGGGCCUUCAGAGGCUAAGAUGUCCUGCAAGGACAACAAGGAUGGAAGCUGCAGUGUUGAGUACAUCCCCUUCACCCCUGGAGACUACGAUGUCAACAUUACAUUUGGAGGGCACCCUAUUCCGGGAAGUGCAUUCCGCGUGCCAGUCAAAGAGCUGGUAGAUCCAAGCAAGGUGAAGUGCUCAGGCCCUGGGCUGGGCACUGGGGUACGGGCACAUGUACCCCAGACUUUCACUGUUGAUUGUAGCAAGGCUGGGCUGGCACCGCUCAAGGUGCUGAUCCUUGGACCUACAGGUGUAUCUGAACCUGCAAAGAUUAUUGAUAAUGGCAAUGGGACCCACACUGUUCACUACACACCUGCCACGGAUGGACCCUUCACUGUCUCUGUCAAAUACGCAGACCAGGAGGUUCCUCGCAGUCCCUUCAAGAUUAAGGUUCUGCCAACCCAUGAUGCCAGCAAGGUGCGAGCAAGUGGGCCAGGACUUAAUGCCUCUGGAGUGCCAGCUAGUCUCCCUGUUGAGUUCACCAUUGAUGCUAGAGAUGCUGGAGAGGGACUGCUUACUGUGCAGAUCAUUGAUCCUGAGGGAAAACCGAAAAAGGCUAAUAUCCGUGAUAAUGGAGACGGAACAUACACAGUGUCCUACCUUCCUGAUAUGACUGGACACUACACUAUCACCAUCAAAUACGGAGGUGACGAAAUACCUUACUCGCCAUAUCGUAUCCACGCUGUGCCAACUGGAGAUGCCAGCAAAUGUCUGGUCACAGUGUCGAUCGGCGGCCAUGGACUAGCGGCAGGACUGGGUCCCACCAUCCAGAUUGGCCAGCAGACUGUCAUCACUGUGGACGCUAAGGCUGCCGGCAAAGGGAAGGUCACAUGCAAGGUCUCAACCCCUGAUGGAGCUGAGCUGGAUGUCGACGUGGUGGAGAAUCGAGAUGGGACUUUCGACAUCUAUUACACCGCACCAGAGCCUGGCAAAUACGUCAUCACCAUCCGCUUCGGUGGUGAACUCAUACCAAAUAGCCCCUUCCAUGUGGUGGCCUGUGAUGCCAUCCCCACCAUUGAGGAGCCCUGUGAAACGUUGCAGCUACACCAGCCCUACGUGCCUUCCCAUGCUGGCUAUCCAACACUCUGGGCCACUGAGGAGUCAGCUGUCCCAGUUGAUGUCCUGGAUCAUGGUCUCCGGCCAUUCAACCUCGUCAUCCCGUUCACUGUGCAGAAAGGAGAAAUCACAGGUGAAGUCCGAAUGCCAUCUGGUAAAACUGGCCGCCCAAAUAUUACUGACAACAAGGAUGGAACCAUUACUGUGAAAUACGCUCCCAUCGAGAAGGGGCUCCACGAGAUGGACAUCAAAUACGAUGGCAACCACAUCCCAGGUAGCCCAUUGCAGUUUUAUGUGGAUGCCAUCAACAGUCGUCAUGUGACUGCUUUUGGUCCUGGUCUGAGCCAUGGAAUGGUGAAUAAACCUGCAACGUUUACCAUAGUCACCAAGGAUGCUGGUGAAGGUGGACUCUCCCUUGCUGUGGAAGGUCCCUCUAAAGCUGAGAUCACAUGCAAGGACAAUAAGGAUGGCACUUGCACUGUAUCAUACCUGCCCACUGCCCCUGGAGAUUACAACAUCAUUGUUCGUUUUGAUGACAAGCACAUUGCAGGGAGCCCCUUCACUGCCAAGAUCACCGGUGAUGACUCAAUGAGAACGUCGCAACUCAAUGUCGGCACGUCCACAGAAGUCUCGCUGAAGAUCACCGAGACUGACCUUAACCUACUGAACGCCAGCAUCAAAGCUCCGUCGGGUAAUGAGGAGCCCUGCUUGCUCAAGAGGCUGCCCAACAGGCAUAUUGGCAUUUCAUUCACCCCGAAGGAGGUAGGAGAACAUGUGGUGAGUGUGAAGAAAAACAGCCGGCAUGUUACAAACAGCCCCUUCAAGAUCAUGGUCGGGGCCUCUGAGAUUGGCGAUGCCAGCAAAGUGAAGGUUUCUGGGAAGGGCCUGGUGGAGGGUCAAACAUUUGAGGUUUCCGAAUUCAUCGUGGACACACGCGGUGCAGGCUAUGGAGGACUUGGUCUGUCCAUUGAGGGUCCCAGCAAAGUUGACAUUAAUUGUGAGGAUCUAGAGGAUGGAACGUGCAAAGUGACCUACUGUCCAACUGAACCAGGCAACUACAUCAUCAACAUUAAGUUUGCUGACCACCAUGUGCCAGGAAGUCCCUUUACGGUGAAGGUGACUGGUGAAGGAAGGAUUAAGGAGAGUAUCACAAGGCGACGCCAGGCUCCCUCUAUUGCCACAGUCGGCAGCACCUGUGACCUCAACUUGAAGAUACCAGGAAACUGGUUUCAGAUGGUAUCUGCUCAGGAACGUUUGACACGGACCUUUACCCGCAGUAGCCACACCUACACCCGCACGGAGCGCACAGAGAUCAGUAAGACUCGGGGCGGAGAGACUAAACGAGAGGUGCGAGUGGAGGAGUCCACGCAGGUCGGAGGGGAUCCUUUCCAUAAUGUCUUUGGCGAGUUCCUGGGCCGGGACAGCCUGGGUUCUUUCACCAACAUCCCCCGGGCCGAAGUGGAGGUUGGGGCUAAGGAGAUGACUGCACAAGUGACCAGCCCGUCUGGGAAGAUUGAUGAAGCGGAGAUCAUCGAAGGCGAUGACAGCACGUACAGUGUGCGGUUUGUACCACAGGAGAUGGGCUCCCACACCGUCAAUGUCAAAUACCGUGGCCAACAUGUGCCUGGUAGCCCCUUCCAGUUCACAGUGGGGCCUCUGGGCGAGGGAGGCUCCCAUAAGGUUCGUGCUGGCGGUCCUGGUUUGGAGCGGGGAGUUGCUGCUGUGGCAGCGGAGUUCAGUAUCUGGACCCGUGAGGCAGGAGCUGGAGGCCUUUCCAUUGCUGUGGAAGGCCCAAGCAAAGCUGAGAUCUCGUUUGAGGAUCGCAAGGAUGGAUCGUGUGGAGUUUCAUACAUUGUACAAGAACCCGGUGACUAUGAAGUAUCCAUCAAGUUCAAUGAUGAGCAUAUUCCUGACUCGCCGUUUGUUGUUCCAAUUGCCUCUCCCUCUGAUGCUGCACGUAGACUCACCGUCACAAGUCUCCAGGAAUCUGGAUUAAAAGUUAAUCAACAGGCCUCGUUCGCAGUUCAGCUGAACGGUGCAAGAGGGGUCAUUGACGCAAAAGUGCGGACUCCAUCAGGCUCUGUCGAGGAAUGUUACGUGUCUGAGGUGGAUGCUGAUAACUUUGCAAUCCACUUCAUUCCACGGGAAAACGGUGUCCACUCCAUAGAUGUCAAGUUCAACUCCAGCCACAUCCCAGGCAGCCCCUUCAGGAUCCGAGUAGGAGAGCCAGGCCAAACUGGAGAUCCCGGUCUGGUCUCUGCCUAUGGCCCAGGCCUGGAAGGAGGAGUCACAGGGGUCCCCUCUGAGUUUAUUGUCAAUACGUGCGAUGCUGGGGCUGGUGCACUGUCAGUCACCAUUGAUGGCCCAUCCAAAGUGAAGAUGGACUGUCAGGACUGUCCUGAGGGUUAUAAGGUCACCUAUACCCCGAUGGCUCCUGGAAACUACCUGAUCUCCAUCAAAUACGGUGGUCCUCAGCAUAUCGUUGGGAGUCCAUUCAAAGCCAAGGUCACAGGUGUCCGCCUCUCUGGGGGUCACAGUUUACACGAGACAUCUACUGUUCUGGUUGAAACAGUCACCAAGUCGGCCACAGUUGGCAGAUAUGGAGCAAUGCCCAAAUUUGCAUCGGAUGCCAGCAAGGUGGUAGCUCGAGGACCCGGCCUGUCCAAGGCUUUCAUUGGGCAGAAGAAUAACUUCACUGUAGACUGCAGCAAAGCAGGAACCAACAUGUUGAUGGUGGGAGUUCACGGUCCGAAGACUCCGUGUGAAGAGGUGUAUGUGAAACAUGUGGGGAACCGGGUUUACAAUGUCACGUACACGGUCAAGGAGAAGGGUGACUACAUACUGAUUGUAAAGUGGGGAGAUGAGAGUGUGCCUGGCAGCCCUUUCCAUGCCACUGUCCCCUGAGUGGCUGAUCAACUAACAGUCUUCAUGCACAUCUCAGAGGAUCCAAACUGUCAAAUUCACAAACAUUUAACUUUAAAACCAAAGACAUUUUUUUCCUCCCCUCCUUACUCCUCUCCCCAGGUGAGGGAGUCUUUGGUCAAAAGCUGCAUACCAAAUGAAUUUGAAAACUGCCUGAAUUUGCCAUAAUUGUUUGUAAUUCCUUCUCUUUUUUUUUUUAAGGCUCCCUAGUAACUAAAAGCUGUUGAAAUAUUUUUGUAUGGUUUUUGUUUUGUUUGGAGGGUGUUUAACAGAGUCAGUACUUGAUGUAGUGUCUGUCUCUGCACCAACCCCCCCCACCUCUUGGUGCUCCGGCCCUAGGCUGGCCUAUCUCAAUCCCUUGUGGGUAGAGAAUAGGUGCAUCACCUAUACACUGACUUUUGGCUCCUCCUCUGACAAGAGACUCCAAGUUGGCAGAACACUGAGGUUUUGGUUUUUAAAGUUGGCUGUCUGCUCCCCAGUCUUGGGCCAUUGUGCGGUGUUGCAGUACUUGGAGGGGAUGAGCCACCAGAUAGUGUCUCCACCCUGGCCUUGUGCUGCAGCUCUGUGUAGCUACAGGAUUUGCCUCAGGACCUCGGCUGUUUGGUCCCCAGAAAUAAUCAGUCAACACUCUGCCCUCUCUCUUUCUCCCUUCCCUCUGUUCUUCCCCUUCACUUGAUGGUCAGUCCUCUGUCCCUGACCUCUUGACCUGCACUGACACAGUUUGGAGGAAGGCAAUUAAUUGUUGGACUGCUGUGCUCAUGGAAAUGAGCCUGACCGUGUGAUGGUGAUGACACGUGGGGGUGCCCUUGGGGAUGUGGGCAACAGUGUCUGAAGUUGUCACACUGUUCAUUUCAAGAGAACAGUUUGUAUGAAAGUGUUAUACCCAUGUGUUUGGUACAUUUAUCCUGUUGGUAAGAAACUACAAAAUAAUAAAAUAUACCUGCUAACUUGC
Messenger RNA from Rhincodon typus (whale shark), 9139 nucleotides. Its product is annotated as filamin-C. NCBI's taxonomy places the organism in Eukaryota, Metazoa, Chordata, Chondrichthyes, Orectolobiformes, Rhincodontidae. The record is from RefSeq and is a predicted model, not a curated record. The coding region runs from base 136 to 8169 and encodes 2677 amino acids. The transcript has 47 exons. Gene Ontology annotation, molecular function: actin filament binding. Gene Ontology annotation, biological process: actin cytoskeleton organization.